CGAACCCAUAAAAAAAUCGCCACUGGUAAUGGCGUUCGAAGCACAAAAUAUCGUAUCAUUAUCAAAAUCAUGAAUUGGUUUGUCAUCAGUACCGUUGAUUUCUUCAAAGAAGCAUACAAAUUAGGGUUUUAGAGAGUAUCAGUUGGGGUUUAGGGAUUUGACAAAUUAACAAAGGAAAUGGAUAAUAACAACAACUUAGAGCACACAUUGCAGGAAGGAAAGCUUUAUCGAUACGUAAACAAUUUGAUCGUUGCUCAUCUUCGAGACAACAAUCUUACUCAGGCAGCAAGUGCAGUCGCUUCAGCUACAAUGACACCACUUAACAUUGAAGCUUCUCCAAACAAGCUUCUUGAACUGGUCGCCAAGGGUCUUGCAGUGGAUAAAGAUGACACAUUGAGAGGAGUAUCUUCAUCAACAUUGUUUGAUUCAAGCACAGCAUUACCUGCGACAUAUGGCUCGAUACCAGCUUCCCGUGCUGUUUCUGUAGAUUUUAGUGCUGCACAUGACACAAAAGGCUCCUCAAAGAGUUUCGCAAAGCACGAAACCAGGCAUGUUUCAGAACAUAAGAAUGUUGCUAGAUGUUCAAGAUUUAGUCCCGAUGGAAGGUUUCUUGCAUCAGGGAGUGCGGAUACCUCAAUUAAACUGUUUGAGGUAGCAAAAAUCAAGCAGAUGAUGCUACCAGAGGGAAGGGAUGGUCCUGUUAGACCCGUCGUACGGACAUUUUACGACCAUCUACAACCAGUAAAUGAUGUUGAUUUCCAUCCUCAAAAUACUAUCUUGAUAUCUGGGGCAAAAGAUCACACGAUAAAGUUUUUCGACUUCUCUAAGACGGUCGCAAAGAGAGCAUUCAGGGUUAUCCAGGAUACACACAAUGUUCGGUCCGUAUCUUUCCAUCCGUCUGGAGAUUUUCUUCUGGCAGGGACGGAUCAUCACGUUCCACAUCUGUAUGACAUCAAUACUUUCCAGUGCUACCUCUCGGCAAAUGUUCAAGAAAUUGGUGUUAACGGUGCAAUAAAUCAUGUGAGAUAUUCAUCUACAGGUGGCAUGUAUGUAACAGCCUCUAAAGAUGGCGCUAUCCGAAUAUGGGAUGGGGUGAAUAGCAAUGUUGUACGGUCCAUACUUAGUGCACACGGAUCAGCCGAGGCCACUAGUGCAAAAUUUACCAAAGAUCAAAGAUACGUUCUCUCGUGUGGGAAGGAUUCUUCCGUGAAGCUAUGGGAAGUUGGAACGGGAAGAUUGGUCAAGCACUAUCUUGGAGCCACACACACACAACUGCGUUGCCAGGCUAUUUUCAACGAUACAGAAGAAUUUGUAUUAUGCGUGGAUGAACCUAGCAAUGAGAUUGUGAUCUGGGAUGCUCUGAGUGCUGAAAAAGUGGCAAGAUGGCCGUCUAACCAUGCGGGUGCACCCAGGUGGCUCGAACACUCACCUACAGAGGCAGCAUUUGCGUCAUGUGGUACAGAUCGGUCAAUAAGAUUUUGGAAGGAAACUCCUUAGUGCCAAAGAAAUCUUCAUAUAUUGAAUCUUGGGGGUGCAUUGGCUGGUUGUGGUUUCUAACAUCAUGAUACUGGCUUCCACUCCUCAUAACAGCUGAAAUGGAACCGAGUUAGCUUCAUGUAUUUUUGUAAACAAUGUUAUCUGUGGGUAAUUUUGAUAACUUCUACUCGAUUACAUUGGUUUGAAACCGAAGGGGCAUAACCACACCUGUGGGUUUAACUGUUCCUGAGCCUGUAAACAUAUGACAAGAAAGAAAUGUAGGUUUUGUUUUCAAG
Molecule: messenger RNA, 1772 nt
Organism: Cynara cardunculus var. scolymus (artichoke)
Lineage: Eukaryota; Viridiplantae; Streptophyta; Magnoliopsida; Asterales; Asteraceae
Product: cleavage stimulation factor subunit 50
Exons: 14
Coding region: 178-1497 (439 amino acids)
Biological process (GO): mRNA 3'-end processing
Cellular component (GO): mRNA cleavage stimulating factor complex
Molecular function (GO): protein binding; RNA binding
Source: RefSeq, a predicted model, not a curated record